AUGUCGGAAUAUUGGAAAUCAACGCCUAAAUACUGGUGUAAGCACUGCAGCAUCUAUGUGCGCGACACCAAAUUCGAACGACAGAACCACGAGGCCACCGCUAAGCACCAAGGCGCCCUGAAGCGCUUCCUACGAGACCUACACCGCAACCAUGAACAAGAUCAAAGAGAGAAGGAGCGCGCGAAACGCGAAGUUGAAAGAUUGAAUGGUGUUGUCAGCUCCGCGUCUGCGGCCAAUGUCGCGAGUACCAGCAAAGCUUCCGCGGGUGGCAGCGUGCCAGCGCCACCACAGCCGCGCGCUGACGGUUCUCAGCGCCAAAAGCAAUGGGAACAGUUAGCAGAGAUGGGUAUCGAUUUCCCUACAGAGCUGAGAAGAGAGAUGGCCAUGGCUGGAGAGUGGACAGUUACCAACACGAGAAUUAUCCAAGACACAUCGAACGCGGACGACCCAGAUAGCAAGCCAGGCAACGUCGACGCCAUCGCGUCUGGCGUGCGAAAGCGACCAAAGCCUGAAGAGGAAGAAGAAGAGGAGGAGAAUGCCAUAAAAGGGCUUUUCAAGAAACCUAAGAAAUGGGGUCGCGAUACGAAACAUGUCCCCGAAAGCGACGCAGAAUUGGAUGCGCUCCUCAACCGAACCCUCACAAACCCGUCCAAGGUAGAAGAGAAGUCAGAAAAUACCCCUAAGGAGGAAGAUCUACCAAGUGUUAAGAAGGAAGAUCCCUCGCUGGGCAUCAAAAAGGAGACAGACGAGGAUACACCGUUAUCAGAUAUCAAACCAACAGCUGUUGAACAUGUCGAAGGAGCUUCGGUCAAGCAAGAAGAGAACGCAGAGGGCGAUGCCCCGACUGUUAUCUUCAAAAAGAGAAAACCCAAGAAUAUCCGACAAAGAUGA
Molecule: messenger RNA, 891 nt
Organism: Annulohypoxylon truncatum
Lineage: Eukaryota; Fungi; Ascomycota; Sordariomycetes; Xylariales; Hypoxylaceae
Exons: 1
Coding region: 1-891 (296 amino acids)
Biological process (GO): mRNA splicing, via spliceosome
Cellular component (GO): precatalytic spliceosome
Molecular function (GO): RNA binding; zinc ion binding
Source: RefSeq, a predicted model, not a curated record